This is a messenger RNA of Penicillium canescens, 1641 nucleotides long. Its product is annotated as oleate hydratase. The transcript is spliced from 2 exons. Gene Ontology annotation, biological process: fatty acid metabolic process. Lineage: Eukaryota; Fungi; Ascomycota; Eurotiomycetes; Eurotiales; Aspergillaceae. The record is from RefSeq and is a predicted model, not a curated record. Gene Ontology annotation, molecular function: FAD binding; oleate hydratase activity. The coding region runs from base 22 to 1641 and encodes 539 amino acids.
AUUUUCUCGUCUGUUGAUAUAAUGGCCCAGCAUCGAUCACAGGUUAGAGCCAAGCGCACAGCCGAAAAUACCGAGGCUUGGAUCUUUGGAAGUGGAACUGAAUCCUUAGCGUCAGCGCUAUAUUUGAUUAAAGACGCCAAGAUACAUCCGUCCAAAAUCCACAUUAUAGACAAGCACCUGUUCUCUGAGCGCAUCCCACACCACGCUGGUAGUUCCUCGGGCGGAUACGAUCAAUUUGCCGAAUGCUUGCCCGUUCCGGCAGGCUUACCAAUGGAAAGGCUUCUCGCAAUGCUUCCCUCAGCCCAGUUGCAAGGGCCAUCCCUUUUGGACGACAUAAAAAGAGCUGAAGAAAGUCGGAUCUCUGCGAAGAAAAAUGUUCGAACCUGCUUUCUCGCCCUUGCCAAAGGCUCAGUGAGUCACGUACCAACCGAUUCACUACAUUUGAAUCACAAGCAGCGAAUGGCUUUGAUACACAUUCUAUUCAAGCGCGAAAAAUAUUUAUUGCACAGACAAGUCCAGGAGCUUUUCUCAGAAAGCUUUUUCAGAUGUCCCUUCUGGGCAAUUUGGUCCGCUCAAUUUGGCUUUCAACCAUGGCACAGUGCGGCAGAGUUCAGGCGCUCCUUACGCCAAUAUCUGCCUCAGUUUCACAGUUUAAGUAUUCUAAGCUGCCUCGACAUCACAGGCUAUUAUCAAUAUGAGUCUUUGUACCUGCCGGUAUACUUUUAUCUUCAAAGCCGUGGUGUUGAUUUUCGGUUUGGUGUCGAAGUCAAGGAUAUGGAAGUGACCAACGACAACGCCGAACAAGGAGUUACUGGAUUUAAUCUCGUCCAAGGCAACCUGGAACUGCGCAAGCAACUAGGGGAGAACGAUAUCGUCAUUAUUAAUCUUGGAUCCACUAUCUCGGGUUCAGCCGUUGGCACAAAUGAUUCUGCGCCAGUGUGGCAAUCACUCAAUGCGGACGAUGUGUUAGAUCAAAAUUGGUCGGUAUGGUUGGACCUGGGAAAUAAGCACACGCGCUUUGGCAAUCCGUAUAACUUUUGCACACGCCAGUCAGAAUCUAUGUUGAUAUCCUUCACCAUCACGACACAAGAUGUUGUGUUCUACGAUGAUCUCAUAUCACUUUCCAAUUGCACAUCUGAAGCCGGAGCAUUCUUAUUUCUCGAUGACAGUAAUUGGAAGAUCAACCUCUGCAUACCCGCUCAACCGGUUUUUGCUGCGCAGCCGCAAGAUGUCCGCGUUCUUUGGGGUUUUGCGCGUUUUCCGGGAGUCGAAGGCAAUUACGUGAAGAGGACAAUGCUCCACUGUUCAGGUGCGGAUAUAACGACUGAGGUAUUGGGACACCUCAAUCUUCACUAUAACUCGCCGUUAGCACACACUGUCACCAUUCCCCGUGCGAUGCCCCGGAUGAGUUCAUUGUUUCUGACCAGGGCAUUAGGCGACCGUCCAUCAAUUACGCCGGUCUCCAAUGUUGGUUUGGUGGGGCCUUUUACAGAAUUUCCGCGUUAUACAUGCGCAGACGUCAGUUACGGCAUCCGCACUGCCCAAAUGGCGGUCUAUAAGUUAAUGGGCAUGGAAGGAGACGUGAAUGAUUCUUUGAAAUCAAAAACCUCGGUUAUCAAGAAAAUUCUGUUUUGGAGAUAG